Messenger RNA from Paramacrobiotus metropolitanus, 1846 nucleotides. Its product is annotated as ubiquitin thioesterase OTUB1-like. The transcript has 7 exons. Gene Ontology annotation, biological process: protein K48-linked deubiquitination. Lineage: Eukaryota; Metazoa; Tardigrada; Eutardigrada; Parachela; Macrobiotidae. The record is from RefSeq and is a predicted model, not a curated record. Bases 555 to 1616 code for a protein of 353 amino acids. Gene Ontology annotation, cellular component: nucleus. Gene Ontology annotation, molecular function: cysteine-type deubiquitinase activity; ubiquitin binding.
UAAAAUUUUAUUAAGGGAUUAGGUACAAGUUAACUGUAUGUACGAGUACGGCUUUUAAAAUUUUAUGGUGUUAAAGCUCACUGCGUCUCCUUCAGCAUAAUUUGUGCUAAACGGCAUUCCACAAAAUUAUAAAUGGCUUUUUUUCGUUCCGAGGAUGUUGCGGAUGGUUUUCUUAUGCAGCAGCCGCAGCAGAGUACUUAGUUGCUCUUGUAAGUCUUGUUCCAUACAUAAGUGAACUGCUGUCAAGAUUGUUUUGUCUGUUUUGAAAAUUGUUAUCGUUUUUACAUUUGUUACAAGUCGGAUUGCCGAUUGUGGAUCUGCUUCCUGUUUAAUGAAGCAAUAUUAUUGAUUAGGUAUUGUCUUACACCUUUGACGGGAGCGUAUACACAAACUUCUGUGCCUUUGACAGGAAACAUUUCAUCUUCCAGUAUUCUCUGAAUGCUCGCAAAGCCACAGUGAUUGUCGAUGGCGCAGUAGUUUUGCUAGACACGGAAUAAGCCAGCUAAUCGUAUACCCUUUUAUUCGUGGAUUGAUCUUGUUUCUUUGUCUUAACUAUGGACCGCAGUACGAUGCCUGUGGAAGGAACCCUUCCGAAAAAGAUAAAAGUGGACAGCGAGCCGGAAGGCAGCAGUCAGAACGGCAUCGAGGACAAGGUUGCAUACGGCGAAGCGGAUUCCUCCAGUGAGUAUUACACUGCGCACAUGUCCAGUGGUCCGGAAAGGAGCGAGUUGCCAGCGGAGCCAGCAGAUCUCACCGGUGCCGUGGAUGUGCGGGAUGGGCCCGCGGACGAGGAGCCGUCGACUAGUGCUGGCAGCCGCGGCGAGCCCCUGCAGGCGCUGCUGGACUUCGUCGAGCCGCAGUAUGUGGACGAACGCACCCAGCAGCAGAUGCUGAGUAUUGAGAAUGAGAUUAAGGAACACGUUCCCUUCGUCUCUGUGAAAGAGAGUUUGGACAUCUUGGAGGAGGAAUACUCUGACCCGGUUUAUAUUCAGAAAAUCGCGAAUCUGCAAAUGAAGUACGAGUGGCUGCGUCGCACUCGUGGAGACGGGAACUGUUUUUAUCGAUGUUUGGGGUUUUCCUUGUUUGAAAAUGUUAUGCUGUCUGGCGAUCAGGAAAAAGCUGAAAGAUUGAAAGCCUUAAUGGUGGAAUGCAAAGAUCGGAUACUCAAAUUUAAUUACCCGAAGUUGACCAUGGAGGAUUUUUUGGACAACUUCAACGAUCAGUUGACACGUCUGAUGGAGACUCCGACAGAGGAGGAAUUAUUGGACAUUUUCAAUAAUCAGGGAUGUUCGGAUUUUAUUGUUGUGUGGCUUAGAUUCCUUACCGUGUUGCAGCUACGCAGCGAUCCGGAGUUUUACGGGAAUUUUAUCGAGAAUCAUGCCAACGUGGAAGAUUUCUGUAGAGCCGAAGUUGAGGUGAUGUUUCGCGAAAGCGACCACAUUCACAUCAUUGCCGUAGCAUCGUUGCUCAGUGUCAAAAUACGCGUGGAAUACAUGGAUCGUGGUGGAAGUUCCUCGGUGAUUGCCCACGAUUUUCCCGAAACCGAAGCUGAACCGGAAAUAUUCAUGUUGUACCGGCCUGGUCAUUAUGAUAUUUUGUAUAAAAAAGGAACAUAAAUGCGUUUUCAUGGUUUUCUAUACAGUUUGCCAUAAAGAUUUCUGUACUCACGUUUUGAUUUUGAGCUUAUUGGUAGCGUGUUUUGCACGAUCUAACGACAUCAGUGCUUUUACUAAUGAUUUUCAACUUUAUUUUGAAAUUACUUUGGGAUUUACUGGUAUUUAUUCUUAUAAACUGACUGGGGACAGUGGAGCUGAUAUAAUGGCACGAAUAAAUUUGUUCGAUCUCA